AUGACGAAUAGGAGCUGUGGAGCAUGCCGCGGAUAUGGCCUCCGUCUCUCCUGGCCAAAAGCGAGCAACAGUAGGCGUGUCGUGGUAGGACGGUCGACAUUGCAUAACAUCGAAAUGCACACCUACCUGUCAGGUCUAGCUUCAAACAGGUCAACACAGCCCAUCCUAUGUCCACCUAUACCCUUUAGUUCCACCCAAUUACAGGCUACAGAAAAGUACUUAUUGCAAUAUGCCACCGCAGAGCUGCAGACUUUACUCGCUCUGUCGUCUCUGCAAUGUGACGGACUGCAGUCGCAGGCACCGGAGCUCAAGAUCUCCGCCCUUAGAGCCCUCACAACCACCUCAAAUGGUAAUAUUGGUGCAACACAAGCAGCUCAGCAUGAUGCCACAGGGAUGCUUUUGUGUUCAUUCGAGGUCAACGUAUCCUACAUCUCAGACCAAUGGAGGCGGUACAUCACAGGCGUCAAAAGCGUCAUAAAGCCUCCCCUCAUAUACUGGCGCCAGCAAACCUCACCGCGCCCUCAUUCGGUACCGUCUCCCUAUAACACUACCCUAAACCUUCUAUCUGAGGUUUUCGACACAAUGUCUGUAAAGUUACUACACACAGCAUCCGACGAAGGCAUCGAUGAUUACACCCUCCUGAGAAACAAUCCCAGUACGACGAUGGCCAUAAAAUUGCUCCAAUUAGGGAUGCUGGUAUACUUCAACCGGGUAUCCGGAAACCUGCUCGAGCCAGCAGCCAAAGCCGACCGACGGAUCAAAGGAGCCUUUACAAAACUCUCUCAACUCGGCCCUUGUGAGAGGCAAGUCCCCUUGUUUAUCUCGGACUGCGAAGCACGAACUGAUGGUGAGAGGCGUACGAUGGCUUCAUCACGAUCCCUUUUUCUAGUGAGAAAGAUGAUCCAGGCUAUUUGGGUCCAAGAUGAUCUUGCUAAUGGGGCGAUUGACUAUAUGGAUAAAUUGAGUGCGAUCAUUAGCUGUUGUGCUUUUUUGUCGACGUUUGUCUAGACUCUCGCGUUGUUGUCAUGGGCUAUUUGUCUGAGAUAACUGGAUAUAAAAGUUUUUGCUACUUAGACAAG
Messenger RNA from Aspergillus alliaceus, 1079 nucleotides. RefSeq lists its product as uncharacterized. Lineage: Eukaryota; Fungi; Ascomycota; Eurotiomycetes; Eurotiales; Aspergillaceae. The transcript has 10 exons. The coding region runs from base 1 to 1008 and encodes 335 amino acids. The record is from RefSeq and is a predicted model, not a curated record.